This is a messenger RNA of Mesorhabditis belari, 639 nucleotides long. The record is from the annotation of a GenBank genome assembly. Lineage: Eukaryota; Metazoa; Nematoda; Chromadorea; Rhabditida; Rhabditidae.
AUGAAUAUCUUUCGUCUAACGGGAGAUCUUUCCCAUCUGAUCGCGAUUCUCAUUCUCAUACAAAAGAUAUGGAAAAGCAGGAGUUGUGAAGGAAUUUCUGGUCGAUCUCAGAUGUUGUUCGCAAUGGUUUUCGUCACUCGAUAUCUUGACCUCUUCACACAUUAUGUCUCAUUCUACAAUACACUGAUGAAGGUUUUCUACCUCGGAUCUUCGUUUGGAGUUCUCUGGUUGAUGUGGCAUAAAUUCAAGGCGACUUACGAUAGGAACAACGACACCCUUCGAGUGGAACUCUUGGUGGUUCCUUGUGUGGUUUUGGCUCUCUUGGUGAAUCACGAAUUCAGUGUUCUGGAGAUCAUGUGGACUUUCUCGAUCUACCUUGAGGCGGUCGCUAUCAUGCCUCAACUUUUCAUGCUUUCGCGAACGGGAAAUGCUGAGACCAUCACCGCGCAUUAUUUAUUCGCUCUUGGACUCUACCGUGCCCUCUACAUUUUCAACUGGUUCUACAGAUAUCAAACCGAGUCCUUCUUUGAUCCAAUUGCAACAGUGGCUGGAGUCGUCCAAACAGUGCUUUAUGCUGACUUCUUCUACCUAUACAUUACUAGAGUGCUGAGAUCAAACCGACAAUUCGAGAUGGGAGCU